AUGGCGAAUGUUAAGAGUAUUAGGGGGUCAACCCGUGCCUCGCCUGCAGCCCGCGACGCCGCCGCUCGCUCGCCUUGUGCCCCGAAGCCCGCGACGCCGUUGCUCGCCUUCGCCGUGCCCCAAAACCCGCGAAGCCCGCUCGCUUCGCCGUGCCUUGAAGCCCGCGACGCCGCGCUCGCCAUUUGUGCCCGAAGCCCGCGACGCCGCUGCUCGCUUCAUUUGUGCCCUGAAGCCCGCGACGCCACUGCUCUGCGUUCACCGUGCCCGGAAGCCCGCGACGCCGCUGCUCUGCCUUCGCCGUGCCCCGAAGCCCGUGACGCCGCUGCUCGCCUUCGCCGUGCCCCGGCCGGCGACGCCGCUGCUCGCCUUCGCCGUGCCCCGAAGCCAACGACGCCGCUGCUCGCCUUCGCCGUGCCUCGAAGCCCGCGACGCCGCAGCUCUACCUUCGCCGUGCCCCGAAGCCCGCGACGCCGCAGUUCUACCUUCGCCGUGCCCCAAAGCCCGCGACGCCGUAGCUCUACCUUCGCCAUGCCUCGAAGCCCGCGACUGAAGCUGGAGAAGGAUGGUUUAGGUGAUACAAUCAGAGUUUCUCUUACUGAACCACCUGAAGAAGAGAUAGAUCCCUAUAAAAGGCUGGCAAAUCUCGGUAUGAGAGCAGCAGAGCUUCAGAACCAGAAGGGGGUGGCACCAUUUGAGAAAAGCACAGACAUUAUUUUGACUUCCAGCGAUGAUCGGGUUAAUUGCCGAUGCAAAAGGAGGGCGAGGAGGUGGAUUACACCGUGAUGGAUCCAUUCUCAUGUCUGUCUCCUUGAAUCAGUUGAAGGCCCCAGAAAAUUUCUACCAUUCUCUUGCUACAAAGCUUGUUCUGGGAAUGCCAUUUAAGGAUCUGGCAACAGUAGACUCAAUUUUACUGAGAGAGCUUCCACCGUUGAUGAUUACGAUCUU
This is a messenger RNA of Eucalyptus grandis, 945 nucleotides long. RefSeq lists its product as uncharacterized. Lineage: Eukaryota; Viridiplantae; Streptophyta; Magnoliopsida; Myrtales; Myrtaceae. The transcript has 7 exons. The record is from RefSeq and is a predicted model, not a curated record. Bases 1 to 783 code for a protein of 260 amino acids.